Molecule: messenger RNA, 3866 nt
Organism: Neocloeon triangulifer
Lineage: Eukaryota; Metazoa; Arthropoda; Insecta; Ephemeroptera; Baetidae
Product: zinc finger protein 567-like
Exons: 9
Coding region: 16-3027 (1003 amino acids)
Biological process (GO): regulation of transcription by RNA polymerase II
Molecular function (GO): DNA-binding transcription factor activity; RNA polymerase II cis-regulatory region sequence-specific DNA binding
Source: RefSeq, a predicted model, not a curated record
AUUUCGUCAGGGAAAAUGUGGUUUUCGCGCCAAAAUUUGAACAUAUUUCCCACCCCAUUUUUCUCAGAACGCUCCCUAGCGUCGAUUCGGCAAACGACGGCGUUUCCGGUUAAUGGUGGCUUCGGAAGCAUUGUUGUCACAUUUUGCUGCGGUGUUUCCAAACAAGCAGAGGCCAAAUUUCCAAACAUUCAUGUUUUUCAACACCGGAUUUGCAUUUUCAUACGGAAAUGUGAGCUGAUUCGGCUGCAAAGAUGGUCUGAAAGGAUGCGUUGGAGCAAAAAAACUGAAGUAAUAAGCAGUCCACAACACCGUUCAGCCGUGCAGACUUCUGCAGCCGCAAUGGAAAACUUGGCAAUGACCAGUGCUGAGGCACGGAAAUUGGACCUCGGUCUGGUUGUGGAAAAAGACUCCUUGAAGUCGGUCGACGAGGCUGGACAUGAAGAGACGCACACCCUGAUGAUGGGCCAGCAGUACAUUCUCGAACGGCCUGAAUCUGAAGGAGGACCACAGGUGGUGAAAUUAAACGCCAACGGACAACUGGUGUCUUGUGAAAUGCUGCCGCACGUAGGACAGCUGGACGCCGACCACCAGAGUUUGGUGCUGCAUGUAGUGCCUCAGGGUGGAUUGAAGGAGGCUUACAACCUUCAGCAUUUGCGAGGCGGCCUUCUUCAGGAUGAAAGAUAUAUUGAAGCCCUUCCCGCAGGCCACUAUGAACAGGAGUUGCUUAGUGCUGCUGACAUAACAGAGGAGGAUCGUCGAAUAGCACAAACCCUGAUGGCGGUGCAAUUUGGCCAGCAGCCAAAGCACAAAAUGACUUUAGAGCCAUUGGUGCCCACCACGUCUGCAGAGGCAAAUGUGAUCAUGAGUGUUGCGGACAGCAUGAUUGUGGACGCAACAGCCGACCACUUAGGCAAGGUUGAUCACACACAGAUGGUGGUCGAGUAUAUUCACCAAGUCGAUGGAUCUCAAUACGAACCUAAAGGGGUUCGAUUAAUGCAACAUGAGCAAGAAAUGGUGGAAUUGACGCCUGCCAGAGUGGACGACCUGCACCAGACACAGCAUUUGAAAUCCAUAAACCACGGGCCUAUUAUUUUGCGCCGCACCCUCACAGCCCCGAGCAAUGAAAUCAGAAGAGAGAUUUUACAGCACCCUGUGCAGCAUCAACAAGUGCAGGCAAUGAAUCCAAUCAAGAAUGAAGAGGAGGAAGAGUUUGAGAGCGGCGAAGAUCCUGCAGACUCUGAUUACGAGGCUGGCAAGGAAUCGAGAUCAUCGAGAAGAAGUCUUCCGCACAAAAAGCGCAUCCCGAGAAAAUUGAAAAAUGUCAAGUCCACCGAGAAAGUACUCAAGUGUCCAAAGUGCAGUGAGACUUUUCACUCACAAGCUGAACUGACCGCUCACAAGCAAACCCACAACAAAAAGCAACAGCAACAACAACAGCAGCAGCAAUUGCCUUCUUACAACUGCGAGCUCUGCAACAAGGGUUUCCCCACACAAAUUAAAUUCUUCGAGCACCUCAAGGCACAUUAUGAACCAAUAAAAAAGAUUGAAAUGCAAGAAGAAAUUUCUGAACUGCCUCCAGUUCUGGAGGUUCAUGAGGAUACCGCCUCGGACACUAAACUGGUGCACACGUCAGUCAUUGUGCAGGAUCUACCACCGGCGCUGCCUCCCCCACUUCCCUGCAACCAGUGCAAUAAGGUUUUCAGGCGGCAGAAGGCGCUUGAUACACACAUAGCCACUGCUCACGCACAGCCUAAUACAGAUCAUGUGGUGCUGAAUGAAACUGUUUAUAUUGGAGAAGGUUUGGUGCCGGUGCCAGUUGAAGAGGUGGAGAAAAAGGACUGGGCGUCAAGUGCAGAACUGACGCCCAUGGCAGCAGCCAUCCCUGAAGAACAGGUGGCCGACCUGCGUGAAAACACGGUCAUUGUGCCAGUGGGUCCGGCUGAUGACGACGAAGACGAUCAGAUGAUGACUUCCAUACAUGAGUACUCAGCAGACGAUCUACCCAAUUCAGGUGCCUUCCAUCUCUGUGACCACUGCGGCACUGGCUUCCAACUCAAGACUCAACUUCUGGCGCACAUCCGAGAAGCACACUCGGAGCCGAAGAGGAAAAUGCGCAACAAGAAAGACGAAUCUGGCCCGGCAAACGCGGCGGCCGCUGUGACCAAAAAGAAUGAACAACUAACUUGCCCUCACUGCGGACGCGUCUUCAACCACCGAAACUCCUUAGUUUACCAUUUGAGAAGUCAUACGGGCGAGAGGCCACACCAGUGUGAGGUGUGUGGCAAAAGCUUUUUUGCAGCGAGUGCGCUCAAAGUGCACAUGCGACUGCAUUCAGGUGACAAACCGUACAAAUGCGAGUUGUGCGGACGUCACUUCAGGCAGUGGGGUGACCUCAAGUACCACUGCAUUUCAAUCCACACGGAGGAAAAGCAGUAUCAAUGCGAGUACUGCGGCAAGGACUUUGCACGCAAGUACAGCCUCAUUGUGCACCGGCGCAUCCACACUGGCGAGAAGAAUUACAAGUGUGAGUUUUGCACAAAAACCUUCCGCGCCUCGAGCUACCUGCAAAACCAUCGGAGAAUCCACACAGGUGAGAAGCCACACCCUUGUGAGAUUUGCGGAAAGCCAUUCCGAGUGCGUUCGGACAUGAAGCGGCACAUGAACACACACAAGAGGGAGCGGAGUGAGAGCAAUGCCGCCUCCGUGGCCACCCCUUCUGUGGUGAACCAUAGUGACGGCCACUCCUCUCAAGAGGGUACCACAGACAUUGGUGUCGCCCAUUCGGAAAUGUCUGCUGGCGACGAAGUGACCCUCCCCGAAGGUACUGUCGUGAUCACAGAGGAAAGUCUUAGCCAGCCGAUCAACCUCAACAUGUCAAUUCCUGUGACAGAACACGCGGCAGCUGACGACGCUGCUGAUCAGGCCAUGGCUGGUGAUGAGGCCCAGUUUGCCCGAGACCCACUUGAAACGGUGCGUGCCGAUAAUGCUGGCAACACUCUCUAUGUCUGGCCCAUUUACAUGGGCUGACACAUUUCCUCCCACAAGUGCGUUGCCUUUCGAAAUAGUUUUUAAGGAACAUAAAACAUUUUUUGCCUUCAGGUGGUUUUAAAUUUAAAUGACUUGAAGUCCUUCGUUAUCAAACGAAAUCGAACAAAUUGCUUUAAAUUUUGGUUGUAACUUCGUGGUGAAGCAUUUUUUUUAUAUAUAAAUUGUUGCAAAUGUUUUAAUUACUUGGCUGAUCCUGUGCAGAAUCAGAUCUGAACCAAUAAAUCACUUUUUAAAUUCUAGUGUGAAACUAAAUUUGAUGUAAAUCAGUUGGCCAGUGUCAAGUUGAUCAAACUUGGUUUUUAUUUGCUUUUGUGCCUAAUAUAUUCAAUAAUUCCAGGAUAAUGCUAAUUAUUCAAAUCCCUUUAGAAUUCAUGCAUUUUGCACUGGCUAUCUGAUUAUGUAAACAAAUCUACAACCAUGAACUUAAAAUUUUUGUUUUAUGCCAUGAGUUUAGUAUUACUAUUAUUUUUGUAAUGAGUCUCCCUCCGCUGGGUUGCAAAAUAUCAUUUGAUGAAGAACUUUUAUUGCAUAAUUGAACCAUGUAAAGAUUUAUAGAUAUUAUGUAUUUUUAAAAGAGCUAACCCUUUAAAACAAUCAUCCACAUUCAUUCCAAAUUAAAUCAUAUAAUAUUUUUAUAAUGAAAAUCAAAGACUGAUAUUGGUAGUUGAGUCCUUGUAGGACUCCCCAUGGUAAGCAGUCGGAAAGAAUGGACAGAUUAUAAUUAUAUAGAAAAAUCAUCAUACGAGUUAAGGUUAAUUGUUUGUAAAAAAAAAUUGUAACUCAAACAACAAUAAAACAGAAAUCACCUAUGAAAUUUA